GCUGGAAAACCAACGAAAGCCUUCAGCUUUACGGGAACCACAGAGAAGAGAACCCGUAGAUCUUUCGGCUCUCCCGGGGUUCGGGGGUGACCCCGAUCCGUACGGAGCCGCUCCGCCGCCCCCCGCUAUGGCAGCGCUCCCCGGGACGGUACCGCGGAUGAUGCGCCCGGCGCCGGGGCAAAACUACCCUCGCACCGGCUUCCCUUUAGAAGUGUCCACCCCGCUGGGCCAGGGUCGGGUGAAUCAACUCGGAGGGGUUUUCAUCAACGGGCGCCCAUUGCCCAACCACAUCCGCCACAAGAUCGUAGAGAUGGCUCACCACGGCAUCCGGCCCUGCGUGAUUUCCAGGCAGCUCAGGGUCUCCCACGGCUGCGUUUCCAAAAUCCUCUGCAGGUACCAAGAGACGGGCUCCAUCCGACCCGGGGCCAUCGGGGGCAGCAAGCCCAGGCAGGUUGCGACUCCCGACGUGGAGAAGAAAAUCGAGGAAUACAAGAGAGAAAACCCUGGGAUGUUCAGCUGGGAGAUCAGGGACAGGCUGCUGAAGGAUGGACACUGCGACCGCAGCACUGUGCCCUCAGGUUUAGUGAGUUCGAUUAGCCGUGUGCUACGCAUCAAAUUCGGGAAGAAAGAGGAAGAGGAGGACUGCGACAAGAAGGAGGAAGACGGGGAGAAGAAGGCCAAGCACAGCAUAGAUGGCAUCCUGGGCGACAAAGGGAACAGGCUGGAUGAAGGUUCCGAUGUCGAAUCCGAACCAGACCUGCCUUUGAAGAGGAAGCAGCGCCGCAGCCGGACCACUUUCACUGCAGAGCAGCUGGAGGAGCUGGAGAAGGCUUUUGAGAGGACUCACUACCCAGAUAUCUACACCCGGGAGGAGCUGGCACAGAGAACCAAGCUCACCGAGGCCCGUGUUCAGGUGUGGUUCAGCAACCGACGAGCGAGAUGGCGCAAGCAGGCGGGUGCCAACCAACUCGCAGCAUUCAACCAUCUGCUGCCAGGGGGCUUCCCACCCACAGGCAUGCCAACUCUGCCCCCGUACCAGCUGCCAGACUCCACCUACCCAACCACCACCAUUUCCCAAGAUGGAGGCAGCACCGUGCACAGACCCCAGCCCUUGCCACCAUCCACCAUGCAUCAGGGAGGGCUCGCUGCUGCCGCUGCAGCCGACUCCAGCUCUGCCUAUGGGGCCCGACACAGCUUCUCCAGCUACUCAGACAGCUUCAUGAAUGCUGCAGCUCCUGCCAACCACAUGAAUCCUGUUAGCAAUGGCCUCUCUCCACAGGUGAUGAGCAUCCUGAGCAACCCCAGCGGGGUUCCUCCGCAGCCCCAGGCUGAUUUCUCCAUCUCUCCCCUUCACGGUGGCCUGGACACCACCAACUCCAUCUCUGCCAGCUGCAGCCAGCGGAGUGACUCCAUCAAAUCCGUGGACAGCCUCCCGACCUCGCAGUCCUACUGUCCUCCCACCUACAGCACCACCAGUUACAGCGUGGACCCAGUGGCUGGCUACCAGUAUGGGCAGUAUGGACAAACUGCUGUUGAUUAUUUGGCCAAGAACGUGAGCCUGUCCACGCAGCGUAGGAUGAAGCUGGGAGAACAUUCGGCUGUUCUGGGGCUCCUACCAGUAGAGACAGGCCAAGCUUAUUGAAGAGUCCAACUGUGCCAACAACCCACUCCAGCAACUCAGUACCACUGGAGAAACACUACCAGCCUUCCAGGGAUCUGCCUAUACCCGGACCCUACUCCUUCCCAACUCCCUUCCACCUCUCAUCAACUUGUGAAGGAGACGGGAAAGAUGGGGAGGGCUCUCCAAGAAUCCAGCUCCUCCCAGAGUGCUCAGAGGCAAGCCUGGCCUCAUUGACCUGAAUUCUGUGGCCAGAGACAAUAGGUUGGGUACAUUUAUUAACCCCAAGUUCAUGCCCUCCCUCUACCUGGCCAUGGCGUUUUGCCCAUGCUUAAGGACCUUCCAUUGAUCUAGGUAGUUGGCAUAGUCAAAGCCAAAUUGAUCUUUUCUUUUUGUUUCCUUUUCUUUCCAUUGGUGUAAAUUUGGUGAAUGUUGUAUAGGAAGGAAUAACCAAGCUGAUUGUUAAGGAUGAUGUAAUUCGGGACCACAGAAGACCUAUGGACCAAAUAUAAGAACUUGUUUUAAACAAACAAACAAACAAACAAAAAAAAAAAACCACACAACAAAACCAACAAAAAACAGCAACAUGAACACAAGAAACACGAACAAACACACAAAGACAAAAAGCUCAAGAGUAAAUUAAAGAGACAACAAAUGUCCCCCACCCCACUCUACCCUUCUGUUCUCACCGAUGGCUUCCCAAAGCAGGGCCAAAGCAGGCCAGAUUGCUGCUAAGCAGGGGCAGGGUGGAUGUCCAUCCAGCCUGGGACCUUCGGAAGGUGUAAAUGUGAAUUGCUGCAUGAGGACUGGAGAUGGUGGGCACAGGCACGAGCAACAUUUACGUUUCCUCAUAGGGACCAAGUUUGACCUGGUUAUCACCAAAAGGACACGGGCAUCAGAUAGUGGCAGAAGAUGUGGUAGCAAACUCUGGCCAGAGAGAGGGCAUCAGAUACAGAUGACUAUUGUGGAGCUUUUGCCCUUGCAAUCAAGAAGGGCGAGGACUGUCGUGGCCCCUCCAUCCUUCAAUGGGAGAGAAGUUGGCCACUGAGAGCAAAAACAGCAGAGAAGGAAGAGUCAAAGUUGUUUCAGAGGGUCAGUGUGCAGAAUGGGGUUCUGCUGCAAGGAAAGGGCCACCUGAAUGAAAAUGGGGCUGCACGUUCAGAUGAGUUCUGCUCCAGCACGUACUUAUAGGGCCAGGUUGUUACAGACACUUCUGCUGUGCCCUUUUUCUCUCACUGCUGUUUCUUCAGUUCUUUCCAAAUAAUCUGACGUUGUUUUUGCAGCUGAAACAACGUUUUCCUGGGGAACUCCCCCCUGCCUUGCCCCAGCCUCAUUUAUCACGAACCUUCAAGCUGCUUUCUCCUGAGCCAUGUGGGCAAGUACCUGUCGGGACCAAAGCCGAAUUUUGCUUCUUACAUUGCUCAGCAUCCUUUCGGAUCCAUAUACAGCACUGAUCAGCUUUGCUGCAUGUGGGUGAUGGAGCCUACAUUCCCAAAAGCGUGCCAACACACCAGCUUGGCCACUCUGCCAGUCACACCAUCCCCAGCGUUGCCCUGUUUGUGCCAGUCUGAGGUCUUGGUAAGCAACACAAGAUGCUGCUCUUGAGCUGAUUGAAGGGAGAAAUCCCUUUUGAACUCCAGUCCUGGCUUAAAUGUCAUUCCGAAGUCACCUUCUGUGACUGCCAUGUCAGAACAGGGGGUUCUAGGGCAAGAACAAGGGUGUCUGUGUUAGACAUGAGCAUAGGGGUCAAUGCCAGAAACACCCAUUUGCUAAAACAACCUAUUCUUUAACAAGAGGCCAACAAUCCCCGCUACUUCACACUGAAAUUUCUGACCAAAUGCAUUCCUCGCUGCCUGCAAAACGAGAAGGAAAGUUUCACUUUGUCACGAGAAUCGCUCCCACUGGCAAAAUCCUACCAGCUUUCUUCUCCCCACUCCAUCCUAUCUCCCAGCCGUGCAUCCAGCCCACCUCCCCAACCACCCCUUCGGAGCGGUGCACAGAACCCCACCAAUUAAAGUCUUAAAUAGAGGGAGCACCGCAGGAACCUGUUUGCCAUUCACCUUCACCUGAAAGUCCGUGAGCACCCGGGCACUGCUGUAAAUAGAGUUUGUAGGGGAAUCCGAAUCGCCCCGCUAGCACCCAUA
This is a messenger RNA of Phasianus colchicus (ring-necked pheasant), 3762 nucleotides long. It is a transcript of the gene PAX7, whose product is annotated as paired box 7. Gene Ontology annotation, biological process: regulation of transcription by RNA polymerase II; anatomical structure development. Gene Ontology annotation, molecular function: DNA-binding transcription factor activity, RNA polymerase II-specific; RNA polymerase II cis-regulatory region sequence-specific DNA binding. The record is from RefSeq and is a predicted model, not a curated record. Lineage: Eukaryota; Metazoa; Chordata; Aves; Galliformes; Phasianidae.